Messenger RNA from Puma concolor (puma), 1569 nucleotides. It is a transcript of the gene ATE1, whose product is annotated as arginyltransferase 1. Gene Ontology annotation, cellular component: cytoplasm. Gene Ontology annotation, molecular function: arginyl-tRNA--protein transferase activity. Lineage: Eukaryota; Metazoa; Chordata; Mammalia; Carnivora; Felidae. Gene Ontology annotation, biological process: protein arginylation. The record is from RefSeq and is a predicted model, not a curated record.
AUGGCUUCCUGGGCAGCUCUUUCGCCCAGCAUCGUGGAGUAUUUCGAGGGCGAGGACUCCUACCGCUGCGGCUAUUGCAAGAAUGAGUCGGGCAGUCGCUCCAACGGCAUGUGGGCACACUCCAUGACCGUACAGGAUUAUCAGGAUCUCAUAGACCGAGGAUGGCGGAGAAGUGGAAAAUAUGUGUACAAGCCUGUCAUGAAUCAAACAUGUUGUCCCCAGUACACGAUAAGGUGCCGACCUUUACAGUUUCAGCCAUCAAAAUCACACAAGAAGGUUUUGAAAAAAAUGUUGAAAUUUCUGGCCAAAGGGGAAAUUUCCAAAGGAAAUUAUGAGGAUGAUCCUAUGGAGCCCACCAUGGAGGACACCGUUGCUGGUGACUUUGGAUUAAUAAAUAAAUUGGAUAUACAGUGUGACCUUAAAACGCUCAGCGGUGACCUCACAGAGAGCUUUGACAGUGAAGAAAAGAAGAAAGGAAAAAGCCCAAAGAAGGGAGAAUCUAAUGAAUUCAUUCAGUCACAAGAUAUAGAGGAGAAGUUGGGCUCUGGUGAGCCAUCACAUCCGGUUAAAAUGCCCAUGGCUCCUAAGCCAGGCAAAGGAGCAGAUUUGAGUAAGCCUCCCUGUCGAAAAGCAAAGGAAAUCCGGAAAGAAAGGAAAAGGUUAAAACUGAUGCAGCAGAACCCGGCUGGAGAACUUGAGGGUUUCCAGGCUCAGGGUGAACCACCGUCUUUGCUCCCACCAAAGGCUAAUAAAUCCAACCAGCCCAAAUCGCUCGAAGAUUUAAUUUUUGAAUCUUUACCAGAGAAUGCAUCACACAAGUUGGAGGUGAGGGUGGUGAGAUCAUCUCCACCAAGUUCUCAGUUCAAAGCCACAUUUCAGGAGUCUUACCAGGUCUAUAAACGUUACCAGAUGGUUAUUCACAAGGAUCCACCUGAUAAGCCAACUGUGAGCCAGUUCACAAGAUUCCUUUGCAGCUCACCUUUGGAGGCGGAGAAUCCCCCUAAUGGACCAGAUUGUGGUUAUGGCUCCUUUCACCAGCAGUAUUGGCUUGACGGGAGAAUCAUUGCUGUAGGGGUGAUUGACAUCCUUCCAUACUGUGUGUCAUCUGUAUAUUUGUACUACGAUCCUGAUUAUUCAUUUCUGUCUUUGGGUGUCUACUCUGCACUACGAGAAAUUGCUUUUACGAGGCAACUUCAUCAGAAAACAUCUCAACUCAGCUAUUAUUAUAUGGGUUUCUACAUUCAUUCAUGUCCCAAGAUGAAAUAUAAGGGUCAGUAUAGACCUUCUGAUUUGUUGUGUCCUGAGACGUAUGUUUGGGUGCCCAUCGAACAGUGCCUGCCUUCACUUGAGAACUCAAAGUACUGCCGUUUCAACCGGGACCCAGAAGCAGUGGAUGAAGGUCGCAGUAAAGACCCUGACCGUUUGCAGGUGUUCCACAAGAAAGCCAUAAUGCCUUACGGCGUUUACAAGAAACAGCAGAAAGACCCGGGCGAGGAGGCCGCUGUGCUGCAGUACGCGAGGCUGGUGGGGCAGACGUGCUCCGAGCGGAUGCUGCUGUUCCGGAACUGA